AUGGAUGGACCCGAAAGUACCGACUCUGAAUUCGAGGACGUAUUCGAUGCGUACUUCGAUCGCUAUUCUACGCGUAACUCACAGCUUUUACGUAAAGUUGAUGAGUUACAAAUAGAGGAAGUUGAAAGUCUUCUCGCAGACCUGUAUAAGACAAGAAGGAAUUUGCCUUUGAAACGCGGGCAUCAAGAAGGCACACAUAAUGUACUGCUCGCCAACAUGGGAGUUCAUGUUGGCGAGGAUGUCGAGAGGGAACGUGACUCGUUCCUUCAUCGACAUCCAGGGCGAUGGGAAGGCGACUUUAACGCUUUUACUCAUCGACGGCACGCAUAUUUGUGGUGGGUUUUAGCCUAUUUGAUGAUAGCUAUUGAAGUUUAA
This is a messenger RNA of Cylicocyclus nassatus, 375 nucleotides long. NCBI's taxonomy places the organism in Eukaryota, Metazoa, Nematoda, Chromadorea, Rhabditida, Strongylidae. The record is from the annotation of a GenBank genome assembly.